Messenger RNA from Penicillium waksmanii, 279 nucleotides. RefSeq lists its product as uncharacterized. The record is from RefSeq and is a predicted model, not a curated record. Bases 1 to 279 code for a protein of 92 amino acids. NCBI's taxonomy places the organism in Eukaryota, Fungi, Ascomycota, Eurotiomycetes, Eurotiales, Aspergillaceae. The transcript has a single exon.
AUGAUCAGCACUAACAACGGUAUUCUCGCACUCUACUGCAAGGCUUCCUACAAUACACUUCAUGGAUACGGAGUACAUAAGAGUCUACUCUGCCCUCACUCUCAUUUGACUCGCUUUGUUCUCCAGAAUGUGGUUCACACGCAAUGGCGUACUCGUACCCCCGCCUGGACCAAGUGGGCCGGUCCUACGUUGCGCAUCUCUCGGAAGAAUGUCUCCCGUCGCCACACGCCCCUCCUGCACAUUAAGGAGUCGAGUCUGGAAUCUGGAAUGUCUGGCUAG